Messenger RNA from Brassicogethes aeneus, 3215 nucleotides. The record is from the annotation of a GenBank genome assembly. NCBI's taxonomy places the organism in Eukaryota, Metazoa, Arthropoda, Insecta, Coleoptera, Nitidulidae.
CAACCCAAUAUACAUGUUGAUAGUAACAUAACCUCACUUAAAAGUUAUACAAUUUAUUUUAUAAAUAGCUAAGUUUGUUUUAGUUUUACAAUGAACAUAAUAAAAUAAACGUGCUGUGAAGUGAUUUUUUAAUUUAAUGAAUAUAUUUGACACCUUUUUACAAGAAAAUGGCAAACAAUAAAAAUAUUACUUUUUUAACAAUAAUUUCAAAACUUUUAUAUCCAAACCAUCACCCUUUUUGGUUUUUAUUUUACAUGUAUGGACUUUACUAUAAAAUAAACAAAAGACGAGUAACUUAUAAGUUCAAACCUGCCUUGAUUGAAAUUAUAAAUAAACACUGCAAUAAAUACAAAGAUUUAAACAGUUGUGUUUUAGUAAAUGAAUCUAAUUUAUUAAAAUGUGAUAAAUGGUUGAAAUUAACAACAAAUAAUGAUAACAACACAAGAAUUGUAAGUGUUAUUCCUGUAAAUAAUUUAGAAAAUGAUGUUUUACUGGGAAGUAAUGUUUUACUGAGUAAUUUAUUAAAGAACAGCAUUGAUAAUAUUAAUGAAUUUAAAUUGAAAAGUAUUAAAGAACAUAAUAUUAAGUUUGCGUCUGAAGUUGAGUUAUCAUUAAUCAGCUCUUCCUUUGAAAUUAGCAAUGCUGUAGUCGAUACACUUAUAGAAAAUUAUUUUUCGACCCCCAAAAUAAUUUAUAAAGGUGAUAUAAUAGAAAUAAACCUUAAAUUGUUCGGAGAAAAAAUGUAUUAUUUAAAUACUAAAAUAAAUAAUGUUUGUAAUGUUUAUUUUAAAUGUAAAAGAGUGAUUUUUGACAAUAAAGAAGUUACAAGUGGUUUUUUCUGUGUGAUUGGGGAAACUGCAGUAAAACAAUCUAUAAACUUUCAAAGUUUUUUGCCAAAAAAAGUUUCAGAGGUUGUGAAUUAUAAAAAUAAUAUUGUUGAGGUGCCUUUUUGUCCCUAUGGUUUGCAGGAGGAUUUUGAUAAUUUGAAAAAGUCUGUUAAGCCUUUUUUGGGCAAAAGAAAAUUAAACGUAAAUCCUGUAUUUUUGGUACAGGGAAAUAAAGGUGUGGGGAAAGAAAUUCUUUUGGAGAGUUUGGCAUUAUUUUUUGGUUUAAAUAUUUACAAAAUAAACAAUUUGGAUUUAUCGGCAAACAUUUAUGCUCAAAAUGAGCAAAAAAUUAAAAACACUUUCUUUAGCGCCAAAUUGUCAGCACCUUGUAUAAUAACUAUACUUAAUUUUGAGAAUUUUGGUAAAAACAAUGAAGGCCAAUUCGACGAACGCAUAAUAAGUUAUUUUUCCAACGAAUUAAAUUCUUUAUUUGAAAACAAUGUAUUCCCCAUAUUACUAUUUUGCUGCAGUAAUGAAAAAAACAUCCCGUCUGAACUGCAACGUAUAUUUUUGGAGACUUUUACAAUUUCGUCUCCGAACGAUGUUCAAAGAAAAGAUUUGCUAAAAUGGAUUAUGGAUAAAAAUAAAAUUAAUUAUAAAGUUAACUUGGAUCAUGUCGCGAAUAAAACGCAUGGAUUUUUGUUUGAAGAUUUAAAAGCUUUGGUGUAUUUUAGCAAAAAUAAUGCAGGAUAUAAUGAGAAAACGGAUUGUGAUAAGGAGAUUUUAAAGAAUGAAGAUGUUAUUAAGGCCAUAGAUUAUAUGCAAUCAAACUACAAUAAGAGUCUGGGAGCACCAAAAGUACCUAAAGUGAAAUGGUCAGAUGUGGGGGGUCUAAGUGAGGUAAAAGACGAAAUUAUAAAAACAAUAAAUUUGCCAUUAAAACAUCCAGAACUUUUAAAAAAUUCAGGAUUAAAACGAUCUGGGAUUUUAUUAUUUGGACCUCCUGGUACAGGUAAAACUUUGAUAGCCAAAGCUGUGGCUACAGAAUGUUCUCUAUGUUUUCUGUCUGUGAAAGGUCCAGAAUUGUUAAAUAUGUAUGUGGGACAGUCUGAAAAAAAUGUUAGAGAAGUUUUUGAAAGGGCCAGAGAAGCAUCGCCCUGCAUAAUAUUUUUCGACGAGCUGGACUCGUUGGCCCCAAAUAGGGGGAUGUCGGGGGACUCUGGGGGCGUAAUGGACAGGGUGGUGUCUCAACUAUUGGCCGAGAUGGAUGGUCUUAAUGAAAUAGCCACCAUAUUUAUAAUUGGUGCCACUAAUAGACCGGACCUGGUCGAUCCUGCUCUCCUGAGGCCUGGUAGAUUUGAUAAAUUGCUUUAUAUCGGCCCUUGUACCGACCCUAUUUCCAAACUUUCCGUAUUAACGGCUUUAACCAGAAAGUUUAAUUUUUCAAAGGAUGUGGACCUGGAAAAAAUUGUCAAGCAGUGUCCUGUUAAUAUAACUGGAGCUGAUUUCUAUGGGAUUUGCUCCAAUGCUUGGAGCGCAGCUGUUAGGAGGUUAAUACAAAAAAACAAGAACUCUACAAUGGAACACAUAACCCACAAAGAUGUCCUAGUUGGCGAACAAGAUUUUAAAACAGCAAUAGAAAACGUCAAACCUUCAAUUAACAAUGAAGAUUUAAAAUAUUUCGAAAAACUAAAAAAAGAACUUGGUUCGAAUUGUUAAGUUUUAUUAUUUAUUAAAAUAUAUGUUGUUACCGAAAUUACUAUUAUAUUCUAAAGCAGUUAAAACAAAAGGUAAGUUAAACACAUUUUAUUUUUGUAUUGUAUUUAUUUAUAAAUUAUUCCGGUAUAAAAAUUGCAUUGUCUUUAGACAUAGUUAAACAUUUAAAAUGCUAGAAAUAUUUAAAAAAUCAAAUCACACUAUCCAACAUUUUAUCACAGCCUGUUUAAAUAUAGUAACCCAUUUUUGUAAACGCUUUUUGAGAAUUUGUUCCCCUUUACUUUCAAUGGGUGAAUAUAUUUUGUAUACCUUAUAUACAGAACACAUACACAAAUCAUUUCUUGUGUAAAAGAAAUGUUUGUUUUAUCACAUUCAUACUUAUUGCUAUUUAAAUAAGUCUUAAUUAUAAGUAUCACGAUAAUAAGAGUUUUUUAUAAUUAAUCCAGAUACUGGCAAAAAAUAAUAAGACUAGUUUUUUUCUAAACAAAAAAAAACGUAUUAUUUUGGGUGAUUUUUAGGAGUAGGGUUGAUUUGAAGGUUUUCCAUAAUUGAUGUAGGAAUUGCACCAAUUAAGGGCAUCUUCUUCGUUUUUACAGCACAUCGGGUACACUAUUGGCGAUUUUGUUUGUUUUGCGCACCUUUGGCAGAUUUCUAUGACUUCAACCUGAAAAG